AUAUUUGGGGGGGGGGAUGGAGGAGUGGGGGACCCCCUGGGAAGCACUGGGAGGAUGGAGGGGAGAAAUCCCCAAUGCUGCCCCCACAAGUGCUAGGGAAUUUCAAAUGACAGUCAUCUUCGACUGUCUGCAGUGCAGAGAGGGCAGACAGCUCUGCAUCUGGAACAUCCGGAUUUAGGAUGCUGUUAGUGACUCCCUAUUCCUUCCCUCCCGUGCCAGGCUGGGCACUGCCACAUUUCAUCAAGCAGUUCACCAGGAUAUGUGACCUGCUUUGUCCCUACUGCUCUCCUAGGCUUAAUGACUCAACUCCCGAGGAGUCUGGCUGCAUCCACGCACUUUGCUGCAGUCUCGGCAGCUUCCCAGCAUCAGGACUCAGCUGAGAUGAAAGCAGUGUCAUAGUGCAUCCCGCACGGAUGACACAGGGCCCUGAAUCCGCACACUCAUUUUUCCUUAUUCGUGCAGCAGCCAGCCCUUGAACUCAGGGCAGCGGAGAGCUGUGAGGAGUCAGGGCGCAGAAUUGGCACCUCAAGUUAAAGAACACACUUCUGAUUUAAUUGUUCAGGUCAUAAGGCCAUAGAAAAAGGAAAGUUAGAGAAUAUCAACAGAGUUAUUUUCAGUUAUGCUCAGGUAUAUAUUUUUAUACAGGCUCAUGACUAAGGAGAUUUAAGUGGCAGCCCCUUAAGGGAAAGCUUUUCAGCUAUAGGAUGAACAACUGCAGAUGCGAUUGGCAUGAUGCUAACCACUGCUAUUUAGAUAUUGCUCUGCAGCAUUUCAUAGAAUCAUGGAAUCACUAAUCCUCCAGGACUGCCAAGUCCAACUGUCAGCCCAACACUCCCAUGCCUACUAAACCAUGUCCUGAGGUGCCACAUUUAUGUGGUUUUUUUUGAACCCCUCCAGGGUUGGAGACUCCACCACUGCUCUGCUAGGGCUUCACCACUUGCAGUAUAGAUUUUUUUUUCCUAUUAUCCAAUCUAAACCUCCCCUGGCACAACUUGAGGCCAUUUCCUCUCGACCUAUCACUGCUUGGAAGAGAAGAUUUGUUAUCAUUGAUGUUCAUAAAGGCAGAACAAACACCCAGAUGCCUCCCUCUGCAGGGGAAGUUCUUAUUAAGAAGCAGAUUUCUGCAGCAGCAGAGAUUUCUGGAAGGGCUGAUUCCAGUCUGGGAAACUGGCAGACUGUCCAUGAUUGCAGGUGUCAUUGUGGAUGAAUUUAACUAAGGGCUUCGCCUGGAACAUAAAAUAUUGAUCUGCUUACAUGCUCCGGAGUAUUAACUUCAUAGAGGCCUUAAGAAAGCUUCACCCAGCUUGGCCCAAGGAUGGAGUCCCUGCCCGAAGCAGUCCUGAUCAGAAUCCUGGCUUCCAUACCUGCAGUGGAUUUGGUGCUGGUGUGCCGCCUGGUCUGCUGCCAGUGGAAGAACCUGAUUGAUGGAGCAGCACUUUGGAUCCUGAAGUGUCAGCAGGAAGGCCUCACUGGAGCAGAAUCAGAGGACACUGCAGAGAACUGGCAAACCUUCUACUUUCUGAGUAAGAAAAGGAAGAAUCUCAUCAAGAACCCAUGUGGUGAAGAAGACUUGCAGCACUGGGGAGAGGUAGAGAACGGAGGUGAUGGCUGGAAAACUGAAGAGCUCCCUGGGGACUUUGGAAAAGAAUUCCCUAGUGAAGAAGUCCAUAAAUACUUUGUUACUUCUUAUGAGUGGUGUCGAAAGGCUCAGGUCAUUGACCUUCGGGCUGAGGGCUACUGGGAAGAGCUGAUGGAUACAACCCAGCCUAAAAUUGUGGUAAAAGACUGGUAUGCAGGACGCAGUGAUGCCGGCUGCCUCUAUGAGCUCUGCGUAAAGCUGCUCUCAGAGAAUGAGGAUGUUCUCGCUGAGUACAGAAGUGAGACUAUUGCCAUCCCACAGGACAACGAUGCCAACUGGACUGAGAUUUCACACACCUUUUCCAACUAUGGGCCUGGGGUCCGCUUUGUCCGCUUCGAACACGGUGGCCAGGACACACUAUUCUGGAAGGGAUGGUAUGGUGUACGUGUUACCAACAGCAGCGUGACGGUGGAGCCAUAGCUGUGCUGAACUGGAGCCUGCAUGCUGGAGCUUCCCUCAGGGCACCCCAUGGCCUUUGGAUGGUUUCUGCAUGGUGUUGCUUCCAGACUGCAGAGCAUACAACCUUCCUGUGUAUGAACAUGCGUGUGUGAUGCCAGAAGCCACCAUCCAUCUUUCCUCAGGGGGACAAUGCAAAGAACACGAUUAGAUUUAUGAGUGCACUGCGUUAGACUCAGCCUUGCUGCUUGCACUGAUGUUCUCUGUCAGACAUAAGACGACCUAAAAAUCAUGCAGACCUUACUUUUCUCCUCAGCCACCAACCUCUAACGCCCAGCCCAAACUAGACAUUCCUCCUGCCUGCUUCCCAGGCCUGGGCAUCCCUUAACUUUAAGGAGUACUUUGGGCAUAUUUUCUGGAAGUUAAAGAGUGGGGAAAAAGAAAGAAGUGCAUAGACCUUGUGUCUGACAAGGUACCAGAGCCCUGUCACAUCUGUCACCAGCUGCUUCCACGACCUGCAGUGAGAACGUAGCUUCUCCCGUUUAUAAACAAUAGAUGCGAUUGCUUGGCUGCCAAGUGCUAUUAGUUUUUAUUUUAGUGAUAAUGCCAAGCAUUAGGGAUUGGAUCAUUUUCUCUUACGCUGUUCCCAGCAUCUGUUUAUCAGGGAAAGUGUUGGGAACGUAAGUCUCUCUAGCGUCCUGCCCUAGGGCUUCACUUGGCUCCCUCAGACAGAUGGGAAUGGAGAGUAACUGCUGGGAGAGAGAUGACUGGAACUAAAGGGAAUGGGUUAGAAGCAAACUGGGGAGGGGGUCCAGGAGAACAUAUUCAUCUACCCCUUCCCUGAUCUCUGCAUGCUUCAUGCAACACUCACCCUGGGCAUCCUCUGCACCUGACUCUUUGCAGGCAGGAAAUAUUCUUCACCCAGAAAGCUGUUGUUAGCCCCACGUAACUCAGUUCUUCCUGCCUACUAACAGUGUCUGCAGCAAGUACACGUCAGCCUCCACUCCAUAUGCUCCCUGACAAGACAGCACUUUGUACACGCUCCCACUAGUGCCUCGAUACCGCUCAGGGCUGUCAGGCAUCAUCCUGAACAAAGACAUCUCAGCUUCCCUGAGCCAAGCCUGUCCUUGCUAGUCAGCUCUCUCCGAAGAGCAUCCCUCUAAAAGAGCUGGUGUUGCCUAGAGAGAUAGGCACUUAUAUUUUUGUGUCCACCUGCCUGUCUUCCCCUCCUGGGCUGCCAGUGCAUACAUACUUAAAUGCCACUUUGCAUCAAAGUGCACCGUUACCAGUGCAGUGUGCUAACAUUGCCUGUAGCCAAAGGAGAGCUUCCUCUGCUUCAUAGGGCUUUCUGCAGCGCUGCACCUGGAUGCCUCAGGCACACUGGUCUUCCAAACCACAGCUGUGCCAAGCCAGAGCCCAGGCAAACAUAAUAAAAUGACACAGUUGUGUGUGGAUCUUCCCUUGUGUGCGUCCUGUGGUUAAGCAUGCCGCUUCUGUUCGGUUCUGUGGAGUGAUGUUAACCAGUCCUAGCCAAAAACCAGGAGUCGUUAUAUCCUGUAUAAUUCCAUGAGUCUCCCAGAAAGAGGUACGUGCUCCAUCCUCUGACCCAGCAGCCUGAACCUGCCCGAAGCGCUUCACGUGGAACAGGUUUGCAGAGCAGCAGAGCUGCCCUUAAAGCAUAGCGGGAAGUCAUUCAAGGCAUGGAGGAGGUCCAGGCUCCUACACAGCCCGACAAAUGCCCUCCAGAUCAUUUGUAACUGUAGCUCUGCUGUGAGCUCAGCCUUGGUUCAGACCCAGGAGAGACCAGAACCAGUUCAAAAUUUCCCCUCCAUUACCCCUGCACACGAUGCCACUUUAUUCACAGCCUUUAGUGCAGCUGACAAGGUUGCUAAUUAAUAUUCAACUCACUGCCAGCUCUGCCCCAUGGAAGAAAUGAGGCCUCUGACUGUCGGAAUUGGUACAGUGAGGGCAUCAAUAUAGAAU
Messenger RNA from Cuculus canorus (common cuckoo), 4018 nucleotides. RefSeq names its product F-box only protein 2. Gene Ontology annotation, biological process: glycoprotein catabolic process; SCF-dependent proteasomal ubiquitin-dependent protein catabolic process. Gene Ontology annotation, cellular component: SCF ubiquitin ligase complex; cytoplasm. NCBI's taxonomy places the organism in Eukaryota, Metazoa, Chordata, Aves, Cuculiformes, Cuculidae. Gene Ontology annotation, molecular function: ubiquitin protein ligase activity; protein binding. The transcript has 6 exons. The record is from RefSeq and is a predicted model, not a curated record. Bases 1316 to 2059 code for a protein of 247 amino acids.